This is a messenger RNA of Diorhabda carinulata, 541 nucleotides long. RefSeq lists its product as uncharacterized. The transcript has 3 exons. Bases 88 to 537 code for a protein of 149 amino acids. Lineage: Eukaryota; Metazoa; Arthropoda; Insecta; Coleoptera; Chrysomelidae. The record is from RefSeq and is a predicted model, not a curated record.
UGUAGUGGUAGUGUAAAAAGUGUGUUCAGUAUAAUGUUUAAUAAAAACAGUAUAAAAGUAUCCUUAUUGCAGUUAUCAAGAUAAAAUAUGUCUGGUCCGUUAAAAUGGAUUUUACUACUUAUUGUAGUUACAGUACGUGCCCAAGAGCCACGUCGCCGAAGUUAUUGGCUGUGUCCAAACGACUAUUUACAUCAGCAAAAACUUGAAAUCGAUAAAUUAGAUUGUACCGGUAAUAAUAUCAAGAUGAAAAAAUUUGAUUCUAGUGAGAGCGGUCCUUUUUGGGCAAACCGAGGAAAAAAAGAUCCAGUUUAUAUUCGGGAACCAUUGUUUGCACAGGAACCGGGGUAUGCAGAGGAACCGUACUGGAUGGUUGUGAGAAGUGAUAAUCAGAAUCAGGAAGAACCAUUUUUUGUCUCUAGAGGUAAAAAGGAGAACGGAUUUAUCAGUGGAAAUUUGAGAGAAACUAGAGAGUUUUUACAGGAUAAUGAUGUCCCUUUUUUUGCAGCUAGAGGUAAAAAAUUCAAAAUCAAGAAUUGAUUUU